Messenger RNA from Staurois parvus, 306 nucleotides. NCBI's taxonomy places the organism in Eukaryota, Metazoa, Chordata, Amphibia, Anura, Ranidae. The record is from the annotation of a GenBank genome assembly.
GAGGAGAGGAGGAUGGCGAAGAAGAAGAGGGAGAAGAUCAGUGUAGCCAAAGAGAUAGAUGGGAUGGAAGAGCGGCUGGCCGCCUGCAGGGACAGCCUGGAGGACGUUGACUACAAGCUACGUAAAAUGGAGCUGACGGAGGAGGGGAGAAAAUCUUUAGAAAAAGAGAAGAAUUCUCUGACCAACAAGAUGUCUCAUUAUGAGAAAGAGCUGAAAUCCCUGCGUCACGAGAACCGCAAGAACAUGCUGCUGUCCGUCGCCAUCUUAACGUUCAUCGUGUUGGUCUAUUACUGCUGGACCAUGUGA